Messenger RNA from Caenorhabditis bovis, 741 nucleotides. The record is from the annotation of a GenBank genome assembly. NCBI's taxonomy places the organism in Eukaryota, Metazoa, Nematoda, Chromadorea, Rhabditida, Rhabditidae.
AUGGAAUACGACGUCGAGUAUCUCGGUGUGAUUCAAAACGAGAAUUUUGCCGAUCUUGACAUCCAUGGAAGAACCGAUUUUCUACGAAUCUUCGAUAAAGCCAAAAAAAAUCAGCUAAUUCGCUCGGCGAGCUCAAAACUCGGCCACAAGUUGGUUUUGGAAAACGCGCGGAUUGUUGUCGUCACGAAUGACAAGUCUGACGUCGUUUUCGAGGUGCCGAUUCCAUUGGUGGCGUGUUGUGGAAGCCUCAUCGAAGAUGGCGUCGUUCUUUUCGUCUUCAAUAUCACUCCUGACAUGCAGGAUCAGAAUUAUAGGGACCUCAUGGUCCUGGCGAUCACAAGCGAGAGCGAGGCUCGAAAAAUCGCGGAGAACCUCAACAAAAUCUUCUCGCAUUUCGCCGAACAGCAAUUGCAGAAUGCAACGAAGCAGUGGCGGACAAUCUCCUCAUCGUGUCUCACAUCGUCUCCGCCGGCGCCGCUCGACACACCGCUCACCGAAUCGAGCCAUCAUUCAUCGGUCGUCAGCAAGGCGAUCAACGAGGUGCGCUCAUGCUUGUCGCCGGAAGAGGAGCCGCACUUUCGCGACAUCCUUCAACGCUACACGAGCGGCGAGAACGACGUGAAGAUUUUCGCGCAGAAGCUCACCGAGAUGUUCGGCGCCAAACGAAAAACGCGUCUCUCGUACUUGAAGCAUGUGCUACGCGCCGAAGAUGUCGCCACAUUCGACGCUGUCUUGCAGUGA